CGCAGCUUUCCAAGCCUCCUUGAACGCUUCCGCAAACAUUUCUAUAUUACAGAAAACAAACUCCAGCAUCAUGUCGAGCUUCCCAUGGAAUACUACACGAAGUACACCAGAUAAAGACAACAUAGAACUAACGGAGAAUGAUUUGAUAAAGUGGGGACUCACAGGCAUCCAGCUUAGACGCUACCAGCUGGAUGGGGUGAAGUGGCUGGCAGAGUGCUUGGAGACUCAAGAGGGGUGCAUUCUGGGGGAUGAAAUGGGCCUGGGAAAGACCUGCCAGACCAUCUCUCUGCUGGUGUACAGCCGUGGGGCUCUGGGGUAUGAGGGGCCCUUCCUGAUUCUGUGCCCCCUGUCUGUCAUGGAGAACUGGAGAGAGGAGAUGGAGCGGUUUGCACCCGGCCUAUCAGUGCUGUGUUACAAAGGGGACAAGGAGAAACGGGCGGAGCUUCAGAGGGACCUGAACGCAGGUCACCGCUUCCAUGUGCUGCUCACGACCUACGAGUUGUGUCUCAAUGACGCCUCGUUCUUAAAAAGGUGGAAGUGGAAGGUCCUGGUGGUGGAUGAGGCCCACAGACUGAAGAACCAAAACUCCCUUCUCCGCAGGGCCCUGACGGAGUUUUCGGUCCGCUUCAGAGUGCUCCUGACCGGAACCCCUGUUCAGAACAGCCUGCAGGAAGUCUACUCUCUCCUCAGCUUCAUCCAGCCCCCCGUCUUUCCUGAGGACAGGGCCGAAGACUUUGUCUCCACCUACGCAAACGUUCAAAACGAACCCGCUCUAGCUACAGAGCUGCACGGCGUCCUGCAGCCCUUCCUGCUGCGCCGGGUGAAGGCGGAGGUGGCCCUGGAGCUGCCCCGAAAAACAGAGCUCCUGGUGUACCACGGCCUGUCCGCCCUGCAGAAGAGAUACUACAAGGCCAUCCUGAUGAAGGACCUGGAUGCCUUUGAGAGUGAGCAGGGCAGCAGAACGAGGCUCUUGAACAUCUUGAUGCAGCUGCGGAAGUGUGUCAACCACCCUUACCUGUUUGACGGGGUGGAGCCCGAGCCGUUUGAAAUGGGGGAGCACCUGGUGGAGGCCAGCGGCAAACUCCGGCUCCUGGACAGCAUGCUGGAGGUCCUGCACAAAGGGGGCCAUCGGGUGCUGCUGUUCUCUCAGAUGACCAGAGUGUUGGAUAUCCUGCAGGACUACAUGGAGUACAGAGGCUACAGCUAUGAGCGGCUGGACGGCUCGGUCAGAGGAGAGGAACGGAACCUGGCCAUCAAGAACUUCAGCAGCAAGGACGUGUUCAUCUUUCUCCUCAGCACUAAAGCCGGGGGCGUUGGAAUGAAUCUGACAGCUGCUGACACUGUCAUCUUCAUGGACAGCGACUUCAACCCCCAGAAUGACCUCCAGGCUGCGGCCCGCGCCCACAGGAUUGGACAAACAAGGGCAGUGAAGGUGAUCCGGCUGCUAGGGAGGGAUACGGUGGAGGAGAUUGUGUACCGGCGCGCUGCAUCCAAGCUGCGGCUGACCAACACGGUGAUAGAGGAGGGCCGCUUUUCUCUGCUGGACCAGGCCCAGUCCGCUGCUGCUGGCCUCCAGCUGAGUGAGAUCCUGAAGUUUGGGGUGGACAAGCUGCUGGCGUCGGAGGAGAGUUCCGUGCAGGACGUGGACCUGGGGCUGAUCCUGGGCCAGAGCCGGGACGGGCGGUGGCUGACCGAGGAAGACCCCGCGCCCCCCGCGGAGGAAGAGGAGGACCCCGACACCGACGACCAAACGCACAUGUACCUGUUCGAGGGCAGAGACUACUCCAAGGACCCCAGCUCCGAGGACGAGAGCCGCUUCCGUCAGCUGCUGGAGGAGCAGCUGGGCCAGCGCGCGGGCGGGGGGAAAGAGGGCCCUGCCCUGAGGCACAAAGCCGGGGUGUCCCUCUGUGGGCCCCUGGCCACUCCCGGUCGCAGGAAGCGGCCCCUGAGCGAGGAGGAGCUGGAGCUGAGGAAGGAGAGGAGGCGGGAGGCGGCCGCCAAGAGGGCGAAGCUGCAGGAGGAGCGCAGGAGGGCGAAGGAGGAGGCGCAGCACCAGAAGAAGAUGGCCUGGUGGGACUCUCGUGGGUAUCGGUCCCUGUGCGUGCCUUCAGAGGGGAGUGAGGAGGAGGAGGAAGAGGAUGAUGACCUCAGUGUGAGCUCCACAGACUCGGACCACACCGCCAUUCGCUACGUCCUGGGCGAUGUGACCCACCCUCAGGCGGCACGAGAGGACGCCAUCAUCGUGCACUGUGUUGAUGACUCUGGACGAUGGGGUCGAGGCGGGUUGUUCACUGCGCUGGAGGUGAGAACCGACGAGGCGCGUAAACAGUAUGAGCUGGCAGGAAAGAUGGAAGACCUGGACCUCGGGCACGUGCUCCUGUUUCCCAUUGACGACAAGCAGUCCAGGCUGGAUGGAAGAGACUUUCUGGCCCUGGUCGUGGCGCAGCAGAGGGACCAUUCUAACAGGCUGUCGGGAAUCAAGCUGUCUGCUCUGGAGGAGGGCCUGAAGAAGAUCCACAGGGCUGCGAAGAAGAGGAAAGCGAGUGUGCACCUCCCAAGAAUCGGUCACGCCACAAAAGGGUUCAACUGGUACGGAACCGAGAGGCUCAUCCGCAAGCACCUGGCCUCCCGAGGGAUCCCCACCUCCAUAUACUACUACUCCAGCAAGGCAGCUUCCUCGCGUUCCUCCACAUCGGCUGCGUCUGGCUCAGGGGGCUCCACCAGGGGAGCGGGGGCCGGUUCGAGCGGCGGAGGGGCCGGUACGCGCGGCGGAGGGCCCGGCGUUUCGGCCGAGUCCAGCGGCCCCUCCCUGGCCAGCUUCAUGAGCGCGGUCCACGUCUUCUUCUACAACAUGGCUGCCUCAGAGAGGAAGAGCCUGGCCCGCUACCUCAUCACAUAUGACGGGGAUGAAGAGGAGCUGAUGAGUGCAGAUGUCACACAUAUCGUGGCAGAAGUGGAGAGCCCCAUUCACACACAGGAGCUGAAGGACCUCCUGCGUGGGUAUCCUCAGGUUCUGCCUGUCCAGAAGGCCUGGUUGGAAGCCUGUUUCUCCAAGCAGCGCAAAGUUGACACGACCAAAUACCUGCUCGACCUUAACUGACCCGAUGGAACGUCCUUCUCCAGCGAUCAUUACUCUUUACUACAUUAUCGCUGUUCAGAGGAGAGAAGGGCCUUCUACAGAAGCCAGGCCAACAGCCUCUCCGGGAUACUGAUCUGCUUUAAUAACCCAAUGAGUACAUAUCCGCAACGUCAAUUAAAGCAUUCAAAGGGCCGGUUUCAGGGACACAUAUUAAGCUUUGUCCUGGACUAAACUGAGUAUGGAGAAUUUCCUUUCAAAUUUUUUAUUUACUCUAGGACUAGGUGUAAUCUGUGUCUGGGAAACUGGCCCUAACUUUUUUAUCUACAAUCAAAAUAAUGUGUCUUCCUCAGUCAUACCCGGUGAAUGGGACUGGAACUAAAUUUGGUUUAAAAAAAAAAAAAUGUAAAAAAAAUUUUUUUUAAAGCCAGGGAUGUGGGUCCUAGUGCAGCUAGUGGUGUGCUGCAGUGCCAUCUGAUCUGAAGCAAGACUUCGACUUCGGUGGUGCUUUUUGAUUCAUUGCUUUUGGCUCAGGUUUAAAAAUACACAAGAAACCGAAAGGAGCUUGAAAGCUUGGAACAGGUCUCUCUCCAGAAAUAAAACAAAUAAUAAAAAAAUUCCCGAUACAGAA
Conger conger (European conger) is the source of this 3707-nucleotide messenger RNA. RefSeq names its product chromodomain helicase DNA binding protein 1-like (gene chd1l). Gene Ontology annotation, molecular function: ATP binding; DNA helicase activity; ATP-dependent chromatin remodeler activity. The coding region runs from base 71 to 3100 and encodes 1009 amino acids. Gene Ontology annotation, cellular component: nucleus. The record is from RefSeq and is a predicted model, not a curated record. Lineage: Eukaryota; Metazoa; Chordata; Actinopteri; Anguilliformes; Congridae. The transcript is spliced from 25 exons. Gene Ontology annotation, biological process: chromatin remodeling; DNA repair.